Molecule: messenger RNA, 231 nt
Organism: Penicillium maclennaniae
Lineage: Eukaryota; Fungi; Ascomycota; Eurotiomycetes; Eurotiales; Aspergillaceae
Exons: 2
Coding region: 1-231 (76 amino acids)
Source: RefSeq, a predicted model, not a curated record
AUGUUCCUAGCAGCUUCCGGAUCCACAGCACCUCGACAGCAGGAAAACGGCUGCAUGACAGAAGGAUUUGCAAGUGCCUACUCGAAGAAGGCAAAGGGUCAGGUCUCACCGCGCGCCGCGAAGCAGGUCAAGCGUGCUGAUGUCAAGCCGCUUCUCAAGUUCGAGGAGAAAGGAUCUGGUGGAUCCAAUGAGGUAUCAAAUCUGAUUUGCUUGCCAGACGCGGAGAUGUGA